CAACCGUUUAUCCCGCCCCAACAUCAUGUUGGGUCAGGCUAGCACUGAUCUGGUCUUGGUCUUGACUCGGUCUCGGUUUAGGUGGUCUUGACUACAACACUGGUGAAAACCUAAAGCUGCUUCUCUUCUCAGAUCUCCAAAACAGAUCUCUGCUAAACAGACCGAUGGAGGUGACCUGUGAGAGUCCUCCAUCUCUGAGGGGUCGACCUGUGUGGAACGUGUCACUGUGCGUCACGUCUCCUCCACCGAGACCAUCGUCAGUUACGCAAUCUGUCCAUACCAAACCAACUGUUAUCCUCCCAGCAGUCCCUGCAUUCACAUCUGCCACUAAUGUUUCAUCACCACCAUCAGUGACGGAGCUCUCUGUCCAUCCCCAACCUUCUGGCCUGCCUGUAACAAUAUCUGCACCCACUGGACCUUGCGUGACAUCACCACCAUCGUCUGAUACAAAUAUUGUCUGCACACUGGUUGUUGCCAUAGUGGUCCUGUUUUCGCUUCUGUUGGUGGUGUGUUUCCUGGCAUUGCUGCAUCGCAGGAAACGCAACAACAAAACUGUGAUGCCUGGCCGUCCGGAAGAAAACCGAAACGAGUUGAAAGAAGACAGCCGAUCCAGUUGUGCUCGGUCUCCAGGACCCUCUGAGAAAGGAGAAAACAAUCACUGGGACUCAGAGAUGGGACGGAGGAGAUCCUUUACUGGACUCCGAGCUAAGUCAGCUAAUGCUAUUCUCCUCAUGUCUCCUUUUUGUGCACCUGUGAAAGAUCAAGGGACUUUACAAACUGAGACCGAGACUCAGUCAAAAGACACAGCAAACCAAGAUGAAGGAAAGCAGAAGCUGGGAAAUGAAAGGGAAGUAGAUGGAGGAAUGCAGACAGAAAAUCUAACAAACUCUGAUGCGAUCAAAAAUGCUGAACAAGCCGAUGUUGGUAGAAAUCAAGAGCAAAACUCCCACUAUGUUUCUGCAAACGCUGACACCGUGCCUUAUCUCAGCAUCGGUACAAACCAGAAUAAACCCAAUCCUGAUGAUUUCAUCAAACGGUCCACUGAUGGUCCAGGUCAAAGAUCACAGAUGGGAAAAGUAAUGGGGAGGAUCGCCACCUGGCCUCCAACUGCAGUUCAGUGGCAGGCAAGAUGUAAAAUAAAGGAGGAGGAGGAGGGGUCUGAUGUCUUCACUAUUUGGACACCAAAGUUUGGAGAUGAGGUGAAGAAAGUGUUAAAGAAGGAGGAGCGUUCCUCUGAUUCUGACCGGGACAAAAAGGAAGAUGACCUUGAGAAAAAUGAAAUGGAUGAUUUACAAACUGCUCCAAAUCAAGAAACUUUAAAAAUGACCGUAGCUCACAUGAAGUCGGGACAGUCUCAGUCAAAACCAGGUGACAAGACCACUUCUUUGGGCAACGCUCUUUCCCACACUGACACAAGGCUAGAGGAGCAGCUAAAGAAGGAGGCCAUGAUCCAGGACCCUGCUACUGCGAGACGGACCCAACAUCUGAAAAAGGAAAAACGUGGUCCAAAUCAAAAACUGGAAUCUUCUGAAAAUCCUGCACUGGAUAACUCCAAGAAGAGCAGCAACAAGGCUGAACAGGGGAUGGAACCAAAGCAAGCUGUGAGAAGCAGACAGAGGGCAGAGAACAAAAGCACCGGCUCAAGGGCUCCCUCCGGUGGCGCAUCGCCAGAUGAUGAAACCCUGCUCUCCGGCAACGAGUACGCCUUCAUGGACCUGCUGCACGAAGUGGUUCAGAACAACGGUCGCAGGACCAGAGAGAGGUGGAAGCAGGUACAGAUCAACAAGCAGCGGCGUCAGGAUCGAGGUACCGAAGGAGUUUAGAAAGUU
Molecule: messenger RNA, 1829 nt
Organism: Perca flavescens (yellow perch)
Lineage: Eukaryota; Metazoa; Chordata; Actinopteri; Perciformes; Percidae
Exons: 4
Coding region: 165-1823 (552 amino acids)
Source: RefSeq, a predicted model, not a curated record